Arabidopsis arenosa is the source of this 462-nucleotide messenger RNA. NCBI's taxonomy places the organism in Eukaryota, Viridiplantae, Streptophyta, Magnoliopsida, Brassicales, Brassicaceae. The record is from the annotation of a GenBank genome assembly.
CAAAAAAUCGAAGAGAGCGAGCGACAAUGGUGAAAUGUAUGAAGCCAGGGAAAGCUGUGAUCCUCCUACAAGGACGAUACGCCGGUAAAAAGGCAGUGAUCGUGAAAUCCUUCGACGACGGUACCGAUGAGAAACACUACGGUCACUGCCUCGUCGCCGGAUUGAAGAAGUACCCAAGCAAAGUCAUCCGCAAGGAUUCGGCGAAGAAGACGGCUAAGAAAUCACGCGUGAAAUGCUUCUUCAAGUUCAUCAAUUACCAGCACGUGAUGCCUACGCGCUACACCUUGGAUUUGGAUCUGAAGAACGUUGUCUCCGGCGACGCGAUCUCGUCCAAGGAUAAGAAAGUGACGGCUCUUAAGGAAGCGAAGUCGAAGUUUGAAGAGAGGUUUAAGACUGGGAAGAACAGAUGGUUCUUCACCAAGCUUAGGUUUUGAAUUCUACAAAUUAAUUUAGUUUAAAGUU